CAAGCGCAGAACCCAACGGCUUUGCGUGCUUUAUGAAGCACGGAAGUAUAUUCACUGCCAUGAUUUCCGAAUUGAAAAAUUUUCGACAGAAAAACCCCUUUUAAAUUCCGCCCUGGAGUUUGAACCUAGUACUAGGGUUUGCAGUCUUAUUAGGCACUAGAUUGGACCAACAAGACAGCUUAGUAAAAUAAAAAGAAUGAAAAAUAUCCUAUAUUUAUUGCUUAUAUAACAAGUACACAUUGAUAAAUAACAACCGUCAUAAUCUGACACCGCAAACGUAUGACCUAAAUAUAAAGUGUACAAGAACCCUCUACUUUUCCCAACAAACAUAACUUUAAACUCUCCAACGCUAAAGAGAACAUUUAUUCCCAUUCAGUAAUUGAUAUUUAUUAUUUUGACACCAAUGCAAUUCACAUAGCGAUGUGUGAUGCUGAAUUGUACACGCGUUUAAAUCAGUCAAACGGUGCCCAUCGGGGGCGCAUCAUGCCUUCCACCCAAGGGGUCUUACAGAACCACCUAUAACUUUCAACCCUUUACUACCGGGAUGGGACCAAAUGUAAAUAUUAUCCCUUUGACAUAUUUAUUCGGGCCGCAAUGGCUCUUGAAAUGAAAGGGCUCCUCCUUAUAUUGUUUUGCGUACUCUGCGUUGGAACUGGGAACGAAAGCCUUGAAAUUUUCGACGUACUCUCGGUGGUGCAAGAUGGCACAUUACCUGAAGGAGUAACAAGAGUGCCAGGCCGCUGUCAGUCGCCUGGCACACCCGAAAACGAAUCAACGGCCUUCUCUCUCAACGAAAACGCGACCCUUCACCAACUAGCGGCUGGGAUGUUCUUUAACACCUUCCCUGAAGACUUCUCAAUAUUAGCAGUUGUACGUUUACCGGCAGGUACAGACCAGAAUCCUCUAUUUGUUCUGUAUUCGGAUGCUGGCGAUGAACAAUUGCAGUUGGUUAUUGGUGAGCUCAUAGAGUUGUACUACGAGGACACACGAGGCCAGCCUGAAGAUCACGAGCUGCUCACCUAUCGUGUUAAUAUUGCUGAUGAAAAGUGGCAUAGAGUAGCAGUUAGCAUUAAAGGUGAUUCCGUAACACUACUCGUUGACUGCGAGAUCAGAGGCACGAUUCCUCUACGGCGACAUCCUGGCAGCACCUUUAAUUUAGCUGGAGUUUUAGUCGUCGGCACACAAGUAACACCUGACCAGUAUUAUGAGGGCGAUAUUGAAUUGCUCCAGUUCGCUAAUCAACCGGACCUUGCGUACGACAUGUGUAUAACUGUAGCACCAGAUUGCGGAUCAUUUGGAUCAUACGACUAUGGAUCAUUGAAUUCGGGGAAUGAAUUUGAUAAGACACCUGAUUACGAUGUUUCUGUGCAUGCUACACAACCAUCGGUUAAUGAAAAUGAGAGAUAUGACAAAUUUGGACAAAGAUUAUUCACUGAUAAAAACCAAUCUGAAACCUUAUGGGCAGCUGCUAGCAGAGAUCUUACGACGACAAGGCCAUAUUGGCAAGUGCCUGAUUCUUAUGGUUUUACGGCACCUUAUCCAGUUUCCACCGACGAAGAUGAAAACAGCAUUUUUGGCAGAUUUACGGAUACAGACGAAUACAAUCCAACACCCUCUAGUAUUGAAGUCAGUCCUACCGGAUCUUCCGGUAUUGUCACCGUUACGCCAAAAAGAGAUACCGACGGCGAUACGGAAACCCCUACGCUUACCACGACGGAAUCAUCCUACACGCCUUUCACAACGACCGAAGAUACGGAUUGGCUUACACAUCCACCAAGCUUUAUCGAGGGCAACGGAUCAUCAAGGUACGAUUCAUCGGAUACUUACUACGACUAUGGAAGUACAGGGACAUAUAUGGGUCCACGUGGAUAUCCUGGGCCCCCAGGUCCACAAGGUCCAAGAGGGCCUAAAGGUGAACCGGGUAAGCCCGGUGGAGAGGGCCAACAAGGAUUUCCUGGAGCUCCAGGACAUGUUUUUGUAGUUCCAAUACAACAACCGGGCAAUGAAAAAGGACCUGAUGCACAAUCUGAAGCACUUCGUCAAAUACUUACUCAACACAUGGCAGCAAUGAGAGGAGCUGAGGGCCCUAUGGGCCUUACCGGACCACCUGGUCCAGAAGGAGAUAUCGGGCCAGAAGGUUCAAAGGGCGAGCCGGGAGAUCAAGGAGAACCAGGACCACCAGGCCCAAGAGGCUCACAAGGACCACCGGGGCGAUUGGGUCGAAGAGGCCACGCAGGUAGAGAUGGAGAACGGGGAUCUUCCGGACCUUCUGGCCAGAAAGGGGAUCAAGGAUAUCCUGGACAAACAGGGAUGCCUGGCGAUAAAGGAGAGAGAGGCACACCAGGGCAACAAGGAGAAGCUGGUGCUCCUGGACUUGAUGGAGCACCGGGUGAUGAUGGACCACCUGGACCACCAGGAUUAUCCGGUGAACUGGGCCCAAGAGGUUUCACAGGCCCUCGAGGAUUUCCGGGAUUAAUCGGAUAUCCCGGUAUACCGGGUAACGAGGGACCACAAGGAACUAAAGGAGCAGCAGGACAGCCUGGCUCACCUGGAUCACCAGGCCAACCAGGCCCUAUAGGUCCUGCUGGCUCACCUGGACCACAGGGUUCUAUCGGUGCUCCAGGCAUUCAAGGUCCACAAGGUAAACCUGGCAUGUCGGGACUUCCAGGCCCCGAAGGCUCACCAGGAACUCCUGGAACACCUGGACAACAAGGUUCACCUGGUGAAGUAGGAUCACCAGGCCCACAGGGAAUGUUAGGCUUUCCGGGGUCUCGAGGAUUAAAAGGCGACGAAGGACCAAGAGGCUUAUCUGGUGAAAAAGGAGACAAAGGAAUCAGAGGACUUGAAGGAGAAAAGGGUGAAAUAGGACCUAAAGGAGAACGUGGAUUACUUGGUGAGUCUGGGCCACCAGGCAUUGAAGGACCUGAAGGACAAAAAGGUACAGAAGGACCUAGAGGAGAAACGGGAUCUAUUGGUCCUUCCGGCGAAAAGGGCGCAACUGGACCUCAGGGCCCUUCUGGAUAUCCUGGAACUCAAGGAGAAAAGGGAGACAAAGGAGCGGCUGGGAGACGUGGACGACGAGGAACAAAAGGAAUAAUGGGAUUGAUUGGAGUACCUGGAGAUCGUGGUGAAGGCGGACCGAGGGGUUAUCGAGGUCCACGUGGACGUAGAGGAUCCGAUGGACCGCCAGGUCCUAAAGGUGAUACGGGGCAACCUGGUCCCCCUGGUUCUAUUGGUGAACGUGGCCCCCAAGGAUUAGAAGGUCCACGCGGUUUUCCUGGCAAUAUGGGACCACCUGGCGCAGAUGGCAAACCCGGGUUGCCUGGAACACCAGGAGAAAGGGGACCUACGGGAGAGAUCGGAUCAUCGGGGUUACCUGGACCUCCUGGACUAACUGGGCCACAAGGACAAUCCGGUGAUCCUGGACCACCUGGACUUCAAGGUCCUUCUGGUAUACCAGGAACACCAGGAGAAAUAGGAGCGCCCGGUGAAAUGGGUAAAGACGGUCCCCCAGGACCAUCUGGUCCCGAGGGUAAACCUGGACCUGUCGGUCCUCCGGGCUCACCCGGACCUAACGGUGAACCAGGAUUACCAGGAGUGCCUGGAACACCUGGAUCUAAAGGUGACCUUGGUCCACCAGGUCCACAAGGUGUAAGAGGUGAAAAAGGUGAGCAAGGAGAGGCUGGACAGGAAGGAUUACAAGGUCCUACGGGCCGCGAAGGACCACGAGGAUCUCCAGGGCCAGGUGGACAAAAGGGAGAAAUUGGUGAACCUGGACCUAUGGGUCCUGCCGGUCGAGACGGUUUACCUGGACCAAGAGGAUUGACUGGCACUCCAGGUCCUGUGGGUCCCCCAGGAGAAGAUGGUGACAAAGGAGACGCAGGACCUCCAGGAGAAAAGGGCUUCAAGGGUGCAAUGGGAGAACCCGGUCCCAUUGGCUCACCAGGAAUACAAGGUUUAAGAGGGGAGCCGGGUCCUGUUGGACUACCAGGAGAUAAGGGUCCACAAGGUGAUCCCGGACCACCUGGAAUCCCUGGAACUGACGGCACUCGAGGACCCGCUGGACCUCCGGGAAAAAAUGGACCAGAAGGCUCUAAAGGCGAUCAAGGAUUAAAAGGAGAUAGAGGAGAUAAUGGACCUAUAGGGCCACCUGGACCUGCUGGUCUUACUGGGCCUCCUGGGCGACGAGGUCCAAAGGGAAAUCAGGGGGAACAAGGCCUUAGAGGACCCGUAGGAGAGCAGGGAGAAGUAGGGAAUCCAGGUGCUACUGGACCACAAGGGCCUCAAGGACCAGAAGGAAAAAAUGGACCGAGAGGACCUGCAGGACCAAAAGGGGAUGAUGGAGCACCGGGACUCCAAGGUGAAACAGGUUCUAAAGGACUUCCUGGACCGGAGGGACCUAAAGGAGACCCUGGACCACCUGGUUUUCCCGGAGAUCGAGGCGAACCAGGGCCACAAGGAAUAAAGGGUGAACCAGGUUCAGAUGGCCCAGAGGGUAGUACAGGACCACCCGGCCCACCUGGACCUACUGGACCAAUAGGAAAACCAGGCGAAACUGGAAUGCCCGGCAGCCCCGGCACAGAAGGUCCAGCAGGAGCUCAAGGAAGCCCUGGAUUACCAGGUGAAAAGGGAGAUACUGGUCCUAAAGGUUCUCCGGGUGAUGUGGGCCCCGCUGGUGCGAUUGGAGUGCCUGGACCAGAAGGUCAACGAGGAUUAAGAGGACUUCCUGGUCCACCAGGUGAUGUAGGACCACCUGGAUUUAUGGGACCAUCCGGCCCACCAGGUAUCUCUGGACCACCAGGCCCACAAGGAAUGAAGGGUGACAAGGGAAAUAGAGGACCAAAAGGGCAUAUUGGAGAAACUGGGCCAAUGGGUAUUAAAGGAGAUCAGGGAGAAGUAGGAAAACAAGGCCCACAGGGUCCUAUUGGCCUUGCUGGACCAAAAGGCGACAUGGGUCCUAUCGGACCUGCGGGUGGUAAAGGUGACGUUGGUGCUCCUGGGCCAGUCGGAGCAGAAGGUCCUCUCGGUCCUAAAGGUUCACCUGGACCUGAAGGUCGACCGGGUCUGCCUGGACCACCAGGAGCUCCUGGACCUCCAGGACCUCCAGCAUUAGCCCCACAAUUACCCGCAGGGUUAUUCAUGUCUAGUAGAAAAAGACGGAGCAUAGAUGAAGAGACUUUGGAGACUGCGACAGAAGACAUUUUCGAUGACGCCGAAGAAGAGUGGGCGCAUGAAAUCAUGUCAGGCGUUAUCGCCGCACGAACAGCUAUGGAAACCGCAAGAAGGCCCUGGGGUACGAGAUCCAAUCCUGCGCUCUCUUGCAAAGAUCUACGGACUUCACAUGUUAAUUUGACUGACGGUUACUACUGGGUUGACGCACGAGGGGGCAGUGGACGUCCAAUUCGUGUGUACUGCAAAGAACACAAUACCUGUCUGUUUCCUGACCAUAUGAAUCCUUCACUAUAUUCCGAUGCUUCUGCACAUAAAUUCUCACAAAUAGAAAAUGGAUUUAGGAUUACAUAUGAUAGCGAAGGUUCUGGCUCCAUACAACUUCGUUUUCUUCGACUACUUUCAAACGGUGCGAGACAGAACUUCACCUACACCUGCGUUAACACCCAAGCUCCACAGAGGUCAGACAUACCGUCUGAUUUAAUAAGAGUGAAUGAACUAAAACUAUUUGGACAAAACAAUGUAGAGUUUAAAGAGCCUAAGAUAAUAAAGGACAACUGCAAGGAUGGAACCGGUGAAAUAGUUCUUGAAGUGAAGACAUCUCGCAGCGAUAGAUUGCCAAUUAGUGAUUUUCAGCCACUCUCGUUUGUAGACGCUGAACAUGAGUUCUCAUUUACAGCUGGACCAAUAUGUUUCAACUAGAGGAAUGUAUACAUUAUGUACUUAAGCUUUGAUCAUUGUAAAUAUUGUAAAUAAAUGUUGUGACGACUAAAUAUUA
This is a messenger RNA of Nymphalis io (European peacock), 5947 nucleotides long. Its product is annotated as collagen alpha-1(I) chain-like. The transcript has 32 exons. NCBI's taxonomy places the organism in Eukaryota, Metazoa, Arthropoda, Insecta, Lepidoptera, Nymphalidae. The record is from RefSeq and is a predicted model, not a curated record. The coding region runs from base 595 to 5871 and encodes 1758 amino acids. Gene Ontology annotation, molecular function: extracellular matrix structural constituent.